AUAGCAGUGCCUGACCUCAAGCGUCCAGACAACGUCAAGCGUUUGUUGGAAAGAUAGUUUUUGGCUCUUAUAAAUAGUUUUUUCUGCUUAAAUGCCAAAUUAAGUACAAGAUUCUUCUCAAGCUCAGUUUGAAGGUCUGAAUUUUAAAAUUCCAUAUAGACUUGACUGGACUUGAUUUAGGAGAUGGCUGAAGACCAAGAAAAAGGUCUAUCAAAGAAAGCACGUCAAUUUGAUUUUAUGGCGAUGUUUGAAGAGGCUAGAAAAACUGCCAUAGAAAGGACAACUACUGGAAAAGAAGAUGAGGAUACAGAAACAACAGUUGACAGAAUUAACAGACAGAAUGAAGCAAAGAAAGACAAACAAAGGAAAGAAGAGAGCUCAAGUAGUGGAAGUGACUCAGAUAGUGAUUCCUCUUCUGAUGAAGAAAUGAUAGGACCACCUAUGCCUUCGUCCAUGAAGAGUGGUAACAAAGAGGAUGAAAAUGAUAAAAUGAUAGGACCUCCUCUACCUCCAGGUUUGGGGAGUUUAGACAAAAGGAAGAGAACCAAGCCAGGACAGUCUAAAGAUGAGGAGGAGGAUGAAGAUAGUGAUGAUGAUGAUAAUGAUGAUGAUUCACCUUUGAAGAAAAUUCCAUCCAGCUUGCAAAUAACUAUAGAUCAUGGGAAGAAAACAGUUUCUGCACUGGCUUUGGACCCAUCCGGUGCUCGGCUGGUUACAGGUGGUUAUGAUUAUGAUGUGAAAUUGUUUGAUUUUGCGGGAAUGGAUUCAACUCUGAAGCCAUUCAGGACACUGAGGCCAUGUGAGAGCCAUCCGAUCAAGCAGUUACAUUACAGUAGUACAGGUGAUGUGAUCCUUGUUGUAGCGGGCAAUUCACAGGCCAAGGUGCUAGAUAGGGAUGGCAAUGAAAAGUUUGAGUGUAAGAAGGGAGACCAGUAUUUAGCAGACAUGGCUCAGACAAAGGGGCAUGCAGCAAUGUUAAAUUCAGGGUGCUUCAAUCCUAAAAUAAAAGCUGAAUUCAUGACCUGCUCAAAUGAUGGUACUGUAAGACUGUGGGAUGUUAAUGAUGAGGGUAAGAAACAGCGUCAUGUGAUCAAACCACGUUCUCAGCAGGGUCGUCGUGUGAUACCUACAGCAUGUACGUACAGCCAUGAUGGAAGAUGGGUUGUUGCAGCAUGCCAGGAUGGCUCUAUACAGAUCUGGGAUCAUAACAGACCUUUUGUUAAUGUAGCAAAAUUGUUAAGGACAGCCCACAUGAAUGGCAGUGACACAUCAUCCCUGUGUUUCUCAUAUGAUGGCAGGGUGCUUGCUUCAAGGGGAGGUGAUGAUACAGUGAAACUUUGGGACAUCAGAAACUUUAAAGAACCUCUUAAAGUAAAGAAAGAUCUACCCAAUUUCUUUCCAGUAACUGACUGUUUGUUCAGUCCAGAUGAUAAGUUAGUUCUAACUGGUAUCUCUGUAAAGAAGAAUGAGGGUAAAGGGAAACUACUCUUCCUGGACAGAGAGUCUCUGGAGACAAUGACUCAGUUAGAAGUCUCUGAUACAAGUGUAGUAAGAUGUAUCUGGCAUCCUCGGCUCAAUCAGUUUGUGGUAGGAUGUGGUGAUGGCAAGGCUCAGCUAUACUAUGAUGAACAGAAAAGCCACAGAGGAGCAAAACUCUGUGUGGCCAAGAAACCAUCCAAAGUUAAACAAAUGGAAAUUGUUGCACAUAGACAAAUCAUUACACCAUAUGCACUGCCAAUGUUUAGACAACAAAGGGAAUCCAGUACCAAGAAACAAGAGGAAAGAGCACGAAGAGAUCCAACAAAGUCCCACAGACCUGACCUACCUAUUUAUGGACCAGGGUCUGGUGGUCGUUUGGCCAAUAAAGGAGGAACAUUAUCCCAGUAUGUGGUGCAAACUCUGGUGGUACAGAAAGAAGACCCGUAUGAAGAUAACCCUAGAGAGGCCAUUCUUAGACAUGCUAAAGUUGCUGAAGAGAAUCCACUCUAUGUUGCGCCAGCAUACAAAAAAACACAGCCAGUGCCGAUAUUCCAAGGAGAGGAGAAAGAAGAGGAGGAAGAAGAUAUUCAACCACCGUGGAAGAAAAUUAAAAAGUCAUAGCAAAUUUUUGAACAGUUAUAGCAAAAAUUUUCAUUUAUCAGCACCUCGCUGGAUGAGGUGUUCCAAAUGCAGCAUUCAAAAUAGACUGGUUCGAUUGAAAUUGAUUAAUUCUUUGGAACCAGUUUGUAAUGUUGUAAUAAAACUGUCUGAG
Molecule: messenger RNA, 2251 nt
Organism: Mercenaria mercenaria
Lineage: Eukaryota; Metazoa; Mollusca; Bivalvia; Venerida; Veneridae
Product: WD repeat-containing protein 70-like
Exons: 18
Coding region: 184-2100 (638 amino acids)
Biological process (GO): regulation of DNA double-strand break processing
Cellular component (GO): nucleus; site of double-strand break
Molecular function (GO): protein binding
Source: RefSeq, a predicted model, not a curated record